Propithecus coquereli (Coquerel's sifaka) is the source of this 3516-nucleotide messenger RNA. RefSeq names its product chromosome unknown open reading frame, human C6orf132. The record is from RefSeq and is a predicted model, not a curated record. The transcript is spliced from 5 exons. Lineage: Eukaryota; Metazoa; Chordata; Mammalia; Primates; Indriidae. Bases 402 to 2807 code for a protein of 801 amino acids.
AGGGGGCGGGGGUGGAGGAGGCGGGCCAGGGAGAGCCCCGGGGAGGAGGGCGGCUCGUCUCCCGGGCAGGGCGUGGGCCGCGCGCGGUCCCCAGCCCACCGGGCCGUGCCGACAAUGGCCUGUUGUAGAAGGCGGCGGGGAGGAAUGCGGCCCGGGGAGUCGGGCGGCGGGGCGGCGGGGCGGGGCCGGGUCUGGGCGGCAGCCUCUUACCUGUCCAGGUAGCUCGCAUUUCGCGGCGAGCGGCGGCCCCGCAGCACCUGUCGCCCGGCGCGCGGGCGCGGAGGACGGCGGGGAACAUGGCCUGGUAGAGUCGCCUGGGGAGCCCGUGCGGAGUUCGGUCCGGGGCAGGGCAAGCGCGGGAGGGACGGUCCUUCCCCGGCGCCCGCGCGGCCUGCGGCAGCAUGAGAAAGAACCAGACGGUGCAGGGCACCUUCAGCAAACUCUUCGGGAAGAAGCACGCCGCCUCCCCCAACACCUCCCUCUACGCCACCAACCCGCCCUGGAUUUUCACCCAAGAGGCCCCGGAGGAGGGGACCAGAGAUUUUGAUGGGAUCUACUAUGGAGACAAUCGCUUUAACACGGUGAGCGAGUCAGGAACAGCCACGCUGAAAGCUCGGCCCCGAGUCCGGCCCCUGCUGACCUUCCUUCCGCUGAAUGCCCAGGAAAACCAUGGGCUGGCUGUACCUACCCCCUCUGUCCCGGAAGACUUUGGAGACAAAGAAGUGACAGGCCCAAUGGUGGCCUCUCAGGGCAAGGAGGGCAGGAAAGGCCCCAGCCUGCCAGAGAAGGAGGCUCCCCCGAGCCUGCCAGAGACAGAGAGCUUGCCAGGUGUUCCUGAGAAGAGUCUCUGCAGCAGCAGCCUGCCAGGGGGAGAGGCAGCCCCCAGCCUGUCCCUCCCCCCGGUGGACUACGUCCCCCAAGACUCCCCAACUCCCAGCGUCCGGCAGAUCCGGAGUGAGCUGGAGGCCCGGCUUUCGUCUUCAGCAGAGAAGGAAGCCAAGCCCAGCACAGGGUCUCUGCCUCCCAAGCCUCGGCUAGAAGGGGGAAGAAUCUUUGAAAACGGGACUGGUAAUGGGAAACUCUCCAAGUCUGUGGCCAAGAAUCCACCCCCUCUAUCCACCACUCCUAUGCCAACCACACCACCCCAGUCCAAGGCCGUACCAGGGCCAGCCACACCACCCAAGCCCACGCCUGGGCCAGCCACACCACCCAAGGCCACACUGGAGCCAGCAACACCACCCAACACCACGCCUGGGCCUUCUGUACCAUCUACAGCCACAACUCUGCCCACUAUGUCAUCCCAACUGAUGGCAGAGAAGGAUCUAGUCCCAGCUGAGCAGUGGAAGAAGCCAGAAUCUCAAGACAUUUCCAUUCCCUCCCAGCCAAGGGCAGAAGGGCCCCCCUCAGAGGCCACUAGGCUGCGCACAGGUGGAGCCCUCUCAUCUCCAGCCCUCCCACCAAAGACAUCCCCUGGCCGGGAAGAGGUGUUAUUUCUCUACAAGCCCCAUCGCAGCCAGAACAGCCCCAGCAGAGAGGUUGCUGUGGUGAUGCCCACCCCAGCCAGAGGAGAGGCUACAGGGUCGGGGGAGCCUGUGGAGGUGAAGGAGCCCCAGGGGCUGCCACCCAAAGCCCCCCCCUCAGCCCAGCCUGCUGAUGACCUACUCAGGCACCCAGUGACUGGGGAGGUGGUGGAGCGGGGCUCCCCAAUGGCCCUGCUCCUGGCAGCCAGGCAGAGGGCACAGAAGGGGAGGCCCGGAGGGGCUGUCUUGGGUCGGUCCUCCCUGCCAGGGAGUAUCCGAGUCCACAGCCACCAACCCGAGGCCUUGGCCGGCUCUGACAGCAUCUUCUACAGCGAGUGUCGGCCCAACUCCUUCACUGUGGUCCCCAAGUCACCCAAGGAGCCUGACAAGGACUCCCAGCUGACCUCGUCAGCCCAGCCCACGGUAACCCGCCAGUGGAAGCCCCAGGCCCGAAGAGACCCAGAGGGCACAGAGCCAAGCCGAAGGCACAACUGGACAAAGGCGGAGCCCCAGGCCCCUGUGGCUUGGGAAAGACCAGCUCCCCUGAACCUCCCGCGGGGCCGCCUGCUGCCCAAGUCCUUCUCCUCCCCACCUUCCCCUUCGUACAAGAAGGAGGAGGAGGAGGAGGAGAAAGAGUUCAGCUUUGAGGUCAUCCCACCGCCGCCAGAGUUCAGCAAUGACCCUGAGCCCCCGGCCCGGACCCUCCAGUAUCUGGGCCGCCGCCUGGACUCCCCUCCCCGGAACAACUUCUCAGACUUGGGGCAGCCCCGGGACGCGGGCCCCACAGCGCCCCCGGCCCGCGGCUUCUCGGGUUUCCCCGCGGGUGCGCGCUACGCCGGGGCCGGGGGCCUGGAGCGCUUCUCGGGCGGGGGCCGUUCGCUCAUCAAGAAGCGCCUGUACGUCGGGGAGCCCCACCGCAGCCCCGGGCUGCCUCGCGGCGGCACCGGCCGCAGCCUGAGCACCCCCAACUGCUUCGGGCCGCAGCCCGGAGGGCCCUUCGGAGCGCCCGGAGGCCCCGAGAUGCGGCGCGUCAACUCGGCGGGCCGCGCGCCCCCCGGCGGCCUGCACGCGCGGAGGCUGUCCCAGGAGGGCGCCGCCCGGGCGGCCGGGGACGCCAAGCACAAAGCGCCCGGCGGCGCCGACUACGGCUUCGCCCCUGCUACGGGCAGGUCUCCCCACAGCACCCCCCACUACGGAAGCCCCAUCAACACGUUUACUGUGAGGCCUGGGACCCGCCAUCCCAUCUCCUAUGCCUACUCAGGGGCCCAUCGGAAAGCAACCUCCUGAGCCCCAGGUUCUCUCAGCUCUACUUGAAGGGGUUGGAUCUGGGCACUUGCUUUUGCGGGGGGUGGGAGGGACACAGCAGGUUAGGCAGCCUGACUCAGACGUGGAGGAAGCUUUGCUCCCGGAAGACAGACGGAUGGACAAUGAAUGAGAAGCAGCAGGGCAGCCUGUGCAGAUCGAGAGUGCUGUUUCCCAGAGCACUGUGUGGCUGCGGACUGUCUACACAUGGGGAUGGGAGGGGAAGGAGGGAAGACAGGAGGAACCUUUAAGGGCCUGGGCACUGAGUUUCUGAUAUCUGGUACUAUCUGCUGUGGCAAGACUUAUUUAAAGCAGUCUUACAAGCAUGUCCUACUGAGCAGGUUCUAAAAGCAAGGGGUGGGGUGCUGACUCUGUCAGGCCCUUGCAAGGGGCCAAGGCCCAGCCCCAACCAGGUCGGGGUGCAGGGCACCUCAGGUAGAUCACUUUAGCUUCCAUCAGUUGCCACCCCAAGAGGUGAUACCUAGGAUUCCUAGCCACAUUGAGGUGGGACCAGGAAUGUACAUGCACAACAUAUGGAGAAGACACCGGAAACAGAGCCCUUUGCAUUGGCCAAGGGCAGAAGUAAGGGGAUUAAUGGUUCAUUUUUCCUUGGCCAUGGCCCUUAGUUACAGGGAGGCCUAGAGAGAGGAGAUUUGGCAAGUUUGGGAUGGGAGACUGAGAAUUAAGGCUUGCU